Molecule: messenger RNA, 1548 nt
Organism: Aspergillus aculeatus ATCC 16872
Lineage: Eukaryota; Fungi; Ascomycota; Eurotiomycetes; Eurotiales; Aspergillaceae
Exons: 8
Coding region: 1-1548 (515 amino acids)
Biological process (GO): carbohydrate transport; transmembrane transport
Cellular component (GO): membrane
Molecular function (GO): carbohydrate:proton symporter activity
Source: RefSeq, a predicted model, not a curated record
AUGAUAUGGUCCAAGAAGAAGGGCGGCCAGCCCUACUUUGGUCUCACCGGAACGUGGCUCACGGUCUGGAUCACCAUUGCCUGUGCAACGGACAUGACUCUCUUCGGAUACGAUCAGGGAGUAUUCAGCGGCGUGGUCGUCACGCAGAACUUCCUCGAGGUCUACGACUUGGUCGGAUCGUCGAAGACGACGACCCUCUCAACCGUAACCGCGAUCUACGAUGUGGGCUGUUUCUUCGGUGCUCUCAUCGCUUUCGGAAUCGGCGAGCGGCUCGCCUCAUCCUACAGCCUUCCGCAGAUAUUCAUCGGGCGGGUGAUUCUAGGAGUCGGCAAUGGUAUCAACACGGCCACAGCCCCUGUAUGGCAGACCGAGACAUCCCAGCCCCAAUGGAGAGGAAGACUGGUGCUGUUGAAGAUGGUGAUGAACCUCAACCUCGCGGGGUCCAUGCUCGUGAACUGGAUCAACUAUGGUCUGUCCUUCAAAGGAGGGUCGGUCGCCUGGCGGUUUCCGAUUGCCUUUCAGUUCGUGUUCAUCCUCGCGCUCUUCGCCACAGUCCCCUGGUUACCUGAGUCACCGAGAUGGCUUAUGCAGCACGGCCACGAGGCCGAAGCGAUGCAGGUCCUGGCCGCCAUAGAGGCGAAGCCCAUCGACGACCCCUACAUCGCCACCCAGCGGUCCGAAAUUGAGUACAGCAUCCAAUACGAGCGCGAGAACGCCGUCCGCUGGCGAAACCUGUUCCGCAGCCGCCACAGCUCCAACGAUACCAAGACCCUGCGUCGCCUGCUUCUGGGCGCGGGUUCCCAGCUCAUGCAGCAGUUCGAGGGCAUCAACAUUAUGUCCUACUAUAUGCCAACCGUGCUGAUGGAGUCGGUCGGUCUCUCGAACCGCUCCGCGCGUCUCCUUGCCGCCUGCAGCACGGUCUCGUACUUUGUCUUCACCGCCAUGGCCGUUCCGCUAGUUGAGAAAUGGGGGCGGCGGGGGCUGAUGCUAAGCUCGACGGCCGGGCAGUUUGCGUGUUUCCUGAUCAUCACGAUCCUGCUGUGCUAUGCGGAAACGAUGGCGGAUGGGUCCAAGUAUGGGUCUGCCUCGAUCGCCUUCUUCUUUCUGUAUUAUAUCUUCUUUGGCAUGGGGAUGCUGGCGGUGCCGUGGCUCUACCCGACGGAAAUCAGUUCGCUGCCAAUGAGGACCAAGACUGCGGCCGUGGCCACGGCGACCAACUGGAUCACCAACUUCAUUGUGGUCGAAAUCACCCCGAUCGGUAUCCAGAGCCUGGGAUGGCGCUUCUGGAUUGUCUGGACGGUCUUCAAUGCUGCCUUUCUACCCGUCAUCUAUCUCUUCUAUCCGGAGACCGCAAACCGUACUCUCGAAAACCUCGAUGCCUACUACCGCUCCAACCCGUCGCUCAUAGUGAUCAACGAUCCCGAUGCGAUCAGCGUCAAACGCCCGCAGAAGUAUAUUGAUCAUGAGGCGGACCUCAUUCAAAGGAAGGCAGGGAAGGUGGAUGAUGUACGGAAGUCGGACUUGGAGAUGGUGGAGCAUAUUGAGUAA